Owenia fusiformis is the source of this 1553-nucleotide messenger RNA. NCBI's taxonomy places the organism in Eukaryota, Metazoa, Annelida, Polychaeta, Sabellida, Oweniidae. The record is from the annotation of a GenBank genome assembly.
CAAAAGGAUUGCACGCUGAUCAAAUAUUAUUGUGAUACCAUUGACAUAUAGGUCAGAUAAAAACAUUCUAUUCGGCAUUUUGUUCAUUAAUAAUUAUGUGUGAAAAGUAAGGAUCCUCUUUAAUAAAUACGUGUAGCGUAUUUACUUUAUUUUAUGAUAUAAAUGAUUAAAUAUUAGCAAAGAGUGGAAUAUAUUUGCUAACUCUGUGAAACACUUGAAAAGAGAAUACGAAAUAUGGAAUCCUUCACAAAAAGCAACCCUAAUGGCAGCUGUCAAGAUGGUGUUUUGAAGAUGCUUAAUACAUUUAAUAUGGACGUUACGUCAUCACAAUCGUCUCGUAAUUCAACAAUCAAAAACAACGAUGCAAAUGGAGAAAUCAUUAAGAUAUGUGUGGAAAUCCUGCUAGGAAUCAUCAUAUGUUUCGGGAAUGGCCUCGUUAUCACAUCUUACGUCAGAUUCAAAGCACUGCGGACUGUCGCAAAUUUCUUCAUUGUUAACUUGGCGAUCGCUGAUUUCUGUGUCGGGAUCAUGAUGCCCCUUCACGUGGCGAUGUACAUUUACCCAACUAUGUUGGCCUCAUCGAUCUAUGUAUGUCUCUUGAGGUAUAUGCUUCUCAUGCUCUCUGUAUGUGCUUCCUUGUUGAGCCUCUUCGGAAUAACAGUAGACCGUUACAUAGCCAUCGUAGUUCCUCUUCGGUACAAAGCCAUUAUGACUAGGAAGAACGCGUAUCUCCUUGCUGGAUCGAUUUGGGGAUUGCCCUUUAUGUAUACAAUCGUUUUACCACUGUUUUACCACCGCACAUACGAUGAAUUCACAAAUGUAUUUGAGAAUAAGCAGUGCACUUUUGUGCAGGUGUUAGAACUGCCAUAUUUGAAAAUAUUGUGCACUGUUUUUUUCUUCAUACUAUUGGGGACGAUGAUUUUAAUGUACAUUCGUAUAUUUUAUGAUGUCCAUCGAUUUUUAAAGUCACGGCCGAUUGUUGUUCUACCCGACGUCAACAAUGAAAAUAUCAUGUCAAAACCAAAAAUGCGUCAUAUCAAAUUAUUAGGGACAACUUUCAUCGUAUUUGGCUGCUUUAUCGCAUCCUGGGGUCCGUUUCUAAUAUCCCUCCAUGCCCAGAUGUACUUCGACAUGAUGACAAACCCAACCUGGGAAUCCGCGAGAGAAUAUAGUACGUUCCUUGGAUUACUCAACAGCGCAAUCAACCCCAUGAUUUAUGCCUUUAGACAUAAGAAUUUCAAAAUGGCCUUCAAAUCGGGUUUGUGCAUGGGACAUGAAGGACAGUUAGAUACAGCACAUCGUGAAAGCAUUGCAACCAUAGGCAAUGCAAAUAACAAUCGAAAAAUUAACAUUCAAAGGAUAUCUUAAAGAGCCAAUUUGUAAAUGUUCUUACUUGAGAUUGAACUGAUGAUCCUGAAACGAAAUUUAUUACUGAAUAUCACUAUGUGUAGAAGACUGAUGAUAUGUUAUUUGCUAUUACUUCCUGCGAAAGCUAUUUGGAUUUUCAAAAUCUAACAUGGCUCUCGAAGUGAGUAAAUUUGCUAUAUUUCAAU